AUGGCGGACUUCUCCCACAAGACUGACGGGCCAUCGCCCCUCUCAGACGAAGGCUACGAUGAAUCCCUCCUCCCAGACUUCCACCGCGAUUUCCUCUCCGAGGUGCACCUCCAAGCCUUCGCCAGCGCGCUCUCUGCCCCUGAUCCAAGCCCCUCCACCGACGACCUACUCUCUCCCACCCCGUCUGGCAGCUUUCAUGAAAGCGGACUUGGACAUGGCGUCACAGGAGCUCGGAGUCCCAGCAUGGGGCGCAGUAGUACGGACAGUGCUCGCAGUAAAGGCGACGGAGCCCGCAGUCGUGAAAGCCUCUUCAUCACCGCCCAGAACGACUGGGCGCCUGUGAACCCUGUCCGGCAGAGCAGCAGCAAAAGCAAGAAAACCAAAGCAGGCAGUAAGAGCCGGCGGAAAAAGCAGCGGAGCAGCGAUGAGACGCGAGAAGGCUACUUAUACACAUUAUUGAAGUGGCCUUUACUAUGUAUCGUCAUUGCAUGGGUUUCAGGGUUAGGAAUCAGUUAUUUGUGGACACGGCUGUAUAUUUGGCUUUAUGAGCACUUUGUGGCGUGGAGGGGGAAGAGAGAACGUCUGAGGAGGAAGUUGCAUGCUACGACUAAUUACGCGGAUUGGGUUAAGGAGGCCAAAGAGUUGGAUACAUUUCUGGGAAACGAGAAGUGGAAGGAGGAUGAUGAAUAUGCAUAUUAUGACCACAAGACUGUCAAGAGGGUGCUGGACCAGAUGAGAAGGUGUAGAAGGAGGAUCGAAGGCUCGAGUAACGGCAGUGCUAGUUCUGGCGGCGAAGAAAAGGCAGUUGAGGAUCUCAAAGCUCUGGUGGAAGCGUGUGUGAAGAAUAAUUUCGUGGGCGUGGAAAACUCGAGGUUGUAUUCGCAGACGUACUAUGGAACGAAAAAUCUGGUCCAGGACUUUAUUGACGAGGUGGAGAAAGGUGUUACUAUAUUGGUUAAUACGAACCAGUUGGACGCAGAGGAAAAGCGGACCCUGUUCAAGCGCAUGCAUACCAACUUUGGUCGGACAGCACUAUGCCUCUCUGGAGGAGCCUCGUUUGCUUAUUACCAUUUUGGUGUUUGUAAAGCGUUACUGGAUGCCAAUCUUCUACCGGAAGUCAUUACUGGCACAUCAGGCGGUGCUUUGGUUGCUGCUCUGAUUGCGACUAGGACAAAUGAGGAACUGAAAAAGCUCCUUGUGCCGGCUCUUGCUGGCAGAAUCAAUGCCUGCUCGGAAGGCUUUACUACAUGGGCUCCGAGAUGGUGGAAGACGGGUGCUAGAUUCGACUCGCUGGAGUGGGCGAAGAAGUGCAGUUGGUUCACAAGAGGCAGCAUGACUUUCAGAGAGGCAUAUGAAAGGACUGGAAGGAUAUUGAAUGUAUCUUGCGUCCCGGCAGAUCCGCACUCGCCUACAAUCCUCACAAAUUACUUGACUUCACCAGACUGCGUAAUCUGGUCCGCGGUUCUCGCAUCCGCGGCUGUGCCAGGUAUCCUCAAUCCUGUCGUCUUAAUGAUGAAAACACGCACCGGAACACUAACCCCUUACUCCUUUGGCCACAAAUGGAAAGACGGCAGUCUUCGCACCGACAUUCCUCUCAAGGCUUUGAAUCUGCACUUCAAUGUCAACUUCUCCAUCGUCUCCCAAGUAAACCCACACAUCAAUCUAUUUUUCUUCUCGUCACGCGGCUCUGUUGGUCAACCCGUAACCCAUCGUCGUGGUCGCGGCUGGCGCGGAGGUUUCCUCGGCUCCGCGACUGAGCAGUACCUCAAGCUUGACUUGAACAAAUGGCUUAAAGUCCUCCGGCAUCUGGAGCUACUUCCUCGCCCUCUGGGUCAGGACUGGAGCGAGAUCUGGCUGCAGCAAUUCUCGGGCACGAUCACCAUCUGGCCACGUACCGUCGUCUCGGAUUUCUGGCGUAUCCUCUCAGAUCCUAAUCCUAAACAGCUGGGCCGCAUGUUACACGUGGGACAACAGAGCGCUUUUCCCAAGUUGAAGUUUCUGGCAAAUAGGAUGAAGGUGGAGAGAAUGAUUGAGAGGGGUAGGAGGGAGACGAGAGUUGGUGUUAGGAGAGGUAGUAUUGAGAGCAUCUUGAGCGAGGAUGAUAUGAGGAGUCUUUUGCUGAAGGGUGAGGGCGAGGUUACAGGCACAGAAGAUGAAGAUGGGAUUGAGACUGAUGUGGACGUUGGGACAACCGGGGAAGACACAGAUGAGGAGGAGAAGGAUGGCUUGCUGUUGGAUUUGAAGGCCGCCAUAUGA
Molecule: messenger RNA, 2256 nt
Organism: Cadophora gregata
Lineage: Eukaryota; Fungi; Ascomycota; Leotiomycetes; Helotiales; Ploettnerulaceae
Exons: 3
Coding region: 1-2256 (751 amino acids)
Biological process (GO): lipid metabolic process
Molecular function (GO): triacylglycerol lipase activity
Source: RefSeq, a predicted model, not a curated record